AUGUUCAAGGCACUGAGUUAUUUCCUUCUAGUAGCAUCAGUUUGUGGUGUGCAGUUCGACAUCGCGAACAGAGACGAUGGUGAGAUUUGGAUAGGCAUUCAGAGCAAUAGUAAUAAGCCAUCUUUGGAAAGUGGUGGAUUCAAACUGGAAUUUGGAGAAACGAGAAGCGUAUAUGCACCAGAUAAUUGGGCUGGAAAAUUCUGGUCCAGGCAGUGGUGUGACAUUAGUACCGGGCAAUGCCUGGUUGGCAAUUGCAACGGAGUGGAAUGUCAUGGAAGGAGUGGAAAUCCUCCAGUUACAUUGGUAGAAAUUACACUCAGAGGUUCCGGAAACCAGGACUUUUAUGACAUCUCUUUGGUUAAAGGUUUCAGUACUCUUGCGACGAUUCGUCCAAUAGAUGGUCAAGGGCACUGCAAAGCGAUUGAGUGCAAGUCCCGCAUCAACUAUAUUUGUCCCAACGAACUGAAAUUCAACACACCACAAGGAGUUCUCGGUUGCAUGUCGUCCUGUAUGAAUCAUGAAUACUCGGCCAAAUUCUUCAAGGAACAUUGUCCUGAUGCCUACACUUAUGCUUACAAUGAUCCCAGCAGUAUCUUCACUUGUAAAGCUGACCUGUACGAAAUCACCUUUGGGGGAUAACAAUACAAAUCUUUCAAACAUUAUGUAUUUUCUGCGUCAAUCAGAGGGUAUUGCUA
Molecule: messenger RNA, 695 nt
Organism: Aethina tumida (small hive beetle)
Lineage: Eukaryota; Metazoa; Arthropoda; Insecta; Coleoptera; Nitidulidae
Exons: 3
Coding region: 1-639 (212 amino acids)
Biological process (GO): defense response
Cellular component (GO): extracellular region
Source: RefSeq, a predicted model, not a curated record